AUGACUCGAAGAUCUGGUACAUCUGCCCUUCAGUAUCAUAAGGAGUUCAAUGCUCUGGGAAUUGAGAGGCCAAGCACUAUCGGCAAUGAGAAGGAAAAUCACUGUGACCGCACAGCAGCACUUUACCAGGUCCAAAGAACCCAGGCAGAAGCACAUGAUGUAACCACAUCAAGAAGAGCAUUCAAAGAAGUUUCCACUCACAACCCAAGCCCUUCUUCAGAGAAAUGUCACAGUUCAGACACAGACCCUGGAUCUCUUUCUGAAGAGGAUGCCACAUCCAGGCCGCGUACCAAAUUUACCAAAGAGCAGCUGCAGGAGUUGGAGAAUAGCUUUAAGGAGCACAGGUACAUUGGAUCCAACGAGAAGAAGCGGCUGUCCAAGGUUCUGAAGUUAUCAGAGACCCAGAUUAAAACAUGGUUUCAAAACCGAAGGAUGAAGUUUAAGCGUCAAAGUCAAGAUGCCCGAGUAGAAGCUUUCUUUUCUGGACUCUACGUGCCUUACUAUGGCUACUCAGACUUUCAGACCCCAGCCUGCCCUGCACGCCCUGGACUGGCCAUGCCCCUUGCCCCUCCAGCAUCCAUCUACCCCUUUGCACCUCUUUCUGCUACAGUGAUUAGGCCAGGAAAUCCUCCAUCAUCCAUGCCGCCUCAAAACCUUGGCUCUUACCCGUGCCCUUCAGUGCGUGUGCAUCCAUCACUUAAUGAGCCGGUUGGGCUAAGAUUCUCCCCAUAUUAA
Molecule: messenger RNA, 735 nt
Organism: Nanorana parkeri
Lineage: Eukaryota; Metazoa; Chordata; Amphibia; Anura; Dicroglossidae
Product: homeobox protein vex1-like
Exons: 4
Coding region: 1-735 (244 amino acids)
Biological process (GO): regulation of transcription by RNA polymerase II
Molecular function (GO): DNA-binding transcription factor activity, RNA polymerase II-specific; RNA polymerase II cis-regulatory region sequence-specific DNA binding
Source: RefSeq, a predicted model, not a curated record